GCGGCCUCUCAGUCGCUGCUGGAACCGGGAGCCGCGAGGAGGCAGGUCGAGUUAGCGGCGCGCACAGACGACCACCACCCCUCCCCUGAUGCGACCCGCAGGGCUGGAGUGACAGGCGCAGCCGGUGCCUGGCGCAGUAACUACGUAGCCGUCCGAAAACGUGUUGUGCUCUGUUUUUCUUUUCUUUGUUCCUCCCUUUCGACUUUCUUUUUGAGUUUUUCCGGCAGUCCCUGCUGCAAAAAGGAAGCGGAAAAAAGUGUGAUACAUCCAUUUUCGGGGGAUCAAUCAAUCCUCCACCACACAAGGUUUUUUUUUAUUUAAAAAGUGAAGAUAUUAACGUAAAUUAAUUUAUUCUUUUAAAAUCCUCGGAAGCGCCUAAACAGGCGGGACAUUUGUGCUCUCUGAAGACUCGCAGUCGGCGGAUCGCUCAUCGACUGCGAAUCACCGCAGCUUCAAGAUGGCGGAUAAGCAUGGCCGCACAGAUUCGUACAGGGUUGCCACGUACCCUAUCACGCCCGACGACAACAAGACUGCGGACGGCAAGUACAAGUCUCGAAGAAAAGAGAAGGCGCAGCGGAAGGCGGACAACUUGGACGACCUGAAGCAGGAGCUGGACAUAGACUUCCACAAGAUCACGCCUGAGGAGCUCUACCAGCGGUUCAGCACCGACCCCGAACGCGGUUUGACGCACGCCAAAGCGAAAGAGAACUUGGAGCGCGAUGGUCCGAACGCACUCACGCCACCCAAGCAGACACCGGAAUGGGUCAAGUUCUGCAAGAACUUGUUCGGGGGCUUCGCAAUGCUGCUGUGGAUCGGCGCCGUGCUGUGCUUCAUCGCGUACUCCAUCCAAGCGAGCACGGAAGACGAGCCCGCAGACGAUAACCUGUUCCUUGGCAUUGUACUUUCGGCAGUCGUCAUCGUCACUGGAAUUUUUUCGUAUUACCAGGAGAGCAAAAGUUCCAAAAUUAUGGAAUCCUUCAAAAACAUGGUGCCACAGUUUGCCACGGUGAUACGGGAAGGAGAUAAGCUGACGCUGCGGGCAGAGGACAUCGUCCUGGGUGACGUGGUGGAGGUGAAGUUCGGGGACCGCAUCCCGGCCGACAUUCGCAUCGUUGAGUCGCGGGGCUUCAAGGUCGACAACUCCUCCCUCACCGGGGAGUCGGAGCCGCAGAGUCGCGGCGCGGACUUCACCCACGAGAACCCGCUGGAGACCAAGAACUUGGCUUUCUUCUCCACCAAUGCAGUUGAAGGUACUGCCAAGGGGGUGGUGAUCAGCUGCGGAGACCACACCGUGAUGGGCCGUAUCGCUGGGCUGGCAUCGGGACUCGACACAGGGGAGACACCCAUCGCCAAGGAAAUCCACCACUUCAUCCAUUUGAUCACCGGAGUGGCUGUCUUCCUGGGUGUCACCUUCUUCGUAAUCGCCUUCAUCCUGGGCUACCACUGGCUGGACGCCGUCAUCUUCUUGAUCGGCAUUAUCGUGGCAAACGUGCCAGAGGGUCUGCUGGCGACGGUGACGGUGUGCCUCACGCUGACGGCCAAGCGCAUGGCCUCCAAGAACUGCCUGGUGAAGAACCUGGAGGCCGUCGAGACACUGGGCUCAACGUCGACCAUCUGCUCCGACAAGACGGGCACGCUCACCCAGAACAGGAUGACGGUCGCCCACAUGUGGUUCGACAACCAGAUCAUCGAGGCUGACACCACGGAGGACCAGUCAGGUGUACAGUACGAUAGGACGAGUCCUGGCUUCAAGGCCCUUGCAAGAAUCGCGACCCUGUGCAACCGUGCAGAGUUUAAACCUGGCCAGGAUGGUGUGCCCAUUCUAAAAAGAGAGGUCAAUGGUGAUGCUUCUGAGGCUGCGCUGCUGAAAUGCAUGGAGUUGGCCCUUGGAGACGUUAUGUCGAUCCGGAAACGUAACAAGAAAGUGUGCGAGAUCCCCUUCAACUCCACCAACAAGUAUCAAGUGUCCAUCCACGAGACGGAGGAGCCCAACGACCCACGCCACCUCAUGGUGAUGAAGGGUGCCCCGGAACGAAUCCUGGACCGCUGUUCCACCAUCUUCAUUGGUGGCAAGGAGAAGGUUCUGGAUGAAGAAAUGAAGGAGGCGUUCAACAACGCGUACCUUGAGCUUGGGGGCCUUGGAGAGAGAGUGCUGGGAUUCUGUGACUUCAUGCUGCCCAGUGACAAGUUCCCACUGGGCUUCAAGUUCGACUGCGAUGACCCCAACUUCCCCCUGAGCAACCUGCGCUUUGUGGGCCUCAUGUCGAUGAUCGAUCCUCCGAGGGCAGCCGUGCCAGAUGCCGUGGCGAAGUGCCGCUCGGCGGGUAUCAAGGUCAUCAUGGUCACUGGAGACCACCCUAUCACUGCCAAGGCUAUUGCCAAGUCUGUCGGUAUCAUAUCUGAAGGCAACGAGACAGUAGAGGACAUCGCACAGCGCCUCAACAUCCCAGUGUCUGAGGUGAACCCCCGAGAAGCCAAGGCUGCUGUCAUUCACGGCUCCGAGCUCAGGGAUGUCAGCUCUGAAGGACUGGAUGAAAUUCUUAGGUACCACCCAGAAAUUGUGUUCGCCCGUACGUCACCACAGCAGAAAUUGAUUAUCGUUGAGGGAUGCCAGCGAAUGGGGGCUAUUGUCGCUGUGACUGGAGAUGGUGUAAAUGACUCGCCUGCUUUGAAGAAGGCCGAUAUUGGAGUGGCCAUGGGGAUCGCCGGGUCCGACGUGUCCAAGCAAGCUGCCGACAUGAUUCUGCUGGACGACAACUUUGCCUCAAUCGUGACUGGGGUGGAGGAAGGCCGGCUGAUCUUCGACAACCUCAAGAAGUCAAUAGCCUACACACUGACGUCCAACAUCCCCGAGAUCUCCCCCUUCUUGGCAUUCAUCCUGUGUGACAUCCCGCUGCCUCUUGGUACAGUCACAAUCCUGUGCAUCGACCUGGGAACAGACAUGGUGCCUGCUAUUUCUUUGGCCUACGAGGCACCAGAGUCAGACAUAAUGAAACGACAGCCUCGAGAUCCAUACAGGGACAAUCUGGUGAACCGCAGACUCAUCUCAAUGGCAUACGGUCAGAUUGGCAUGGUCCAAGCUGCAGCGGGGUUCUUCGUGUACUUUGUCAUAAUGGCAGAGAAUGGCUUCUUGCCGACUCACCUCUUGGGCAUUCGCAAGCAGUGGGAUUCCAAGGCAGUCAAUGAUGUGACAGACUCAUAUGGCCAGGAAUGGACAUACCGUGACCGAAAGAAGCUGGAGUACACUUGCCACACUGCAUUCUUCGUCACCAUCGUCGUGGUCCAGUGGGCUGACUUGAUCAUUUGCAAGACCCGUCGCAACUCUAUCAUUCAUCAGGGUAUGAGGAACUGGGCGCUGAACUUUGGCUUGUUGUUCGAGACUUGCCUUGCUGCUUUCCUCUCGUAUUGUCCGGGAAUGGACAAGGGUCUCAGAAUGUAUCCCCUGAAGUUUGUGUGGUGGUUGCCUGGCCUGCCGUUCAUGCUCGCCAUCUUCAUCUACGACGAGGUGCGUCGGUUCUACCUGCGCCGGAACCCGGGAGGCUGGUUGGAGCAGGAAACGUACUACUAGGCGCCAUGCGUCGGAGCAGCAAGGGGCGCCCCCGAGCAGAAACGUUAGUGGUGUGUUUUCGUAGCUGCAGCAUUGUUUUAGGGAAAGAAAAAAAAAAAGAAACUCUCGUCUCUGUUGUUUUUAUUUUCCGAGUGUGCAAGCAAGGGCACCUACACGAGUCGUGCAAACAAUGCUCGCUUAACGAAAUGUGGAGGUUUGAGGUGGAGGGGAAAAAAAUUAAUUGAAGCUGUACCCGAACAAUUGCUUUGCUGGAGCCACGUUGUAGUCGGCAGCCGUCACGGCAUGAAGGAACAGACGUGCAAGCCUGUGUGUAGACUUGGGUAGAACAGCUACUUCGCUAUGAAUUUGUCAAGUAUUUUUUAAUUAAUCAUUAAAACUGCAAGAUGUUAAAAAAAUUCCAUACCUUUAGCUAUGUUUGUUUUUGUCUAGAGAAGUACAAUUUUAUUUUGAAGGGUGCAGAUGUAGUGCAAGGGAAAUUGGUGACUUUAUGUGUUCGUUGACUUGGUGUGUGGCCAGAUGCAUUAAAGUGUUGCAAAUUUCAAAGAAAAUAAUAAUUUAAUUCCAGAGUAGUUUAAGCAUGUUAAGAAACAUACUCAAAAUUGUUUGUGAAUAUCAAAUGAGAGAUUAUUUCUGUUGGAUCUGAUAAGAGAAAUGUUUGUUAUAAUAAUGUAUCUUGUACUUCUGUGAAAUGGUAAUUACUCUAAAACGUUAUACAUUGUACAAUUAAGAUGUUCCAGAUGUGUGGUAAGUGUCAGAAUCCUGCAUUGUACAUAAUGUUAUUUUUAAAAAAAGAUAUGCCUCACUGCUGUUUUAAAAGUGUGGUAGGUGUCUAAGAGACGGCAAUGGCAAAGGUCUGGAGAAGAUGCUAAUGGGUGUUUUAUCAAUUGCUCAAGUGGUUAGGGUACGACAUUCCAAAAGAUUUUGAACAGUUGCCUUAAACAAGGAAAGGUUUAGCACACAAUUUCACAUACAAAAAAAACACUAAGCUCGGGACACAUUUAACUCCUUAAGUCAUUAUGUUGAAGCCAUGCAUAACAUGAUAAAGUAUUAUUAUGAUUAUGUUAGCAUUAGGGUUGAAGUUGUUAAGUUUUAUCCUUUGCUUAGUGUGAGAAAAUGAUUCCAAUUUGUUGCAUUUAAAAUGUUGAAACUUGUAAAAAAAAUGUUACAACAAAAAAAAAUAUGUCAACUUUGUUGAAUGUGUGUGUCCCUGCCAGUGCAGACAACAGACUGCCUUUCUGAUAGUGCGUGUUUCUCCCCACUUUUAUUGAAACUCGCUGCCUACAAAGAAGCAAAAUGUAGAGUAAUAGUGUUGUGUAGCAUUGUAGUGUCUCCAGUGGCGUGCUCACUAAGUACUGCUACAUCACGUUUGCUGGAUAUUUAGUGUGUAGCCAUGCAUUUAGACUUAGUCUUCAAGAAAAACAUUGUUUUCAUUCAAGCCUGUUUUACACGAGACAAUAUAUACUACAAUAAAUCAUGCAAACAAUAUAAAAAUUGUGUAGUAAAAGUUUUUUGGUUCUUUGCCAUUGCGUAUAGUACAAUUAAUGUAUGGAAAGUAUGGAAGGGAUGUCCUUGGAACAUGGAGUUGGACAUUGUAGGACAUCCUGGCAGUCUUUCUUGUCUACUGUGAGAAGAGGGCGUAGAGAAUGCAAACAAGUGGAUUUCAUUAUUCUUUGCUAAGAGUUUGUGAAAUUCUGCACACUGCCCAAUAUUAUUAUUUUUCAUAUCGUAAACAUAAUUGUUGUGAGAAUGCAUUGUAAAGGUAAGUAUUUGUUUCAAAUAUAUAUAUAUUUUCUUGUGUAACACGGACUUCUUGAGUGAAGGGCAUCAAACUUAAAAGACACACACACACUUCUUUUUUUUCAAUCAGCUUUUAUAAUUUAAUUUUGUGGGCGAGGAAGAAUGCGGUAGUAUUAUAUCUAUUAAAUAUACAAAAGGUCAAAAAUGAAAACAGAUCACAUCCAUUCCCUACCUAAAAAAGGUUGGAAAUUUAUUUUAACAAAAUAUCAAAUUGAUAAUGUAAAUAUUUUAAGUAUUGUGUAAUCCGAUGACUUUAUUUUUCCUACUUAAGUUAUAAUGUGUGGAGAAACUUACCAUCUCCUUUCUUGUACUGCUUAGAAAGAGAUCAUACAUUUCAAAUUAAGCUGUAAAAAAUAUUGUGAAAUCAGUUUGGUGUAAAUAAAACUAUAUAAAUAAACAGUUCAUAAAACAUAAA
Bacillus rossius redtenbacheri is the source of this 5780-nucleotide messenger RNA. RefSeq names its product sodium/potassium-transporting ATPase subunit alpha. Gene Ontology annotation, biological process: potassium ion import across plasma membrane; intracellular sodium ion homeostasis; sodium ion export across plasma membrane. Gene Ontology annotation, cellular component: plasma membrane. NCBI's taxonomy places the organism in Eukaryota, Metazoa, Arthropoda, Insecta, Phasmatodea, Bacillidae. Bases 458 to 3568 code for a protein of 1036 amino acids. The record is from RefSeq and is a predicted model, not a curated record. Gene Ontology annotation, molecular function: ATP hydrolysis activity; P-type sodium:potassium-exchanging transporter activity; ATP binding. The transcript has 19 exons.